GCAGCUACCAGAGAAACUUGCUAGCUCCUUCUCAUUCAUUUCUCAAUUCUCACAAGCUUCAUUUCCACCUCCUAUCUUUCAAUUCUAUACAAUUUCCUAAUAUUUUUCUGUUUGGAUUGAUUAUUAUCCAGAAUCUACUUCUUUUCUCAACCGGGUCCUUGUUUCUGUUUCCAUUUCUCGUUUUCUUCAUUUAUCUUGCUCAAAGUUUGGUCCUUUUUCAUUUUUUAUGUUGAACAGUUGCGUUCACUUUUUGGAGCUGCAGUAGUAUAAAUUCUCGCCUAUAAAUCUGCUUUCUCUAGAGUUCCUCAACUUAAAUCUGUUUCAGAUACAAAAAAAAAAAAAAAAAAAAUCCAUCUGGGUUUUUGAUUGUCAUCUCUAUAGGGGUUUAUACCUAAGGAAACAAGAUCAGAUUUAGUUGUUCUUCUUCGAGAUUCUCUUCGAUUCUCUAAAGUUUUCUUUUUUAGAUUCUUCGGAUUAUUCCCUGAGAAAAGGAGAUUCUUGAUUCCCAUUGAACGAUUCGGUUUUCAAUGCCCUUUUAAGCUUCCUAAUCUUCUCACACUUGAAUUACUCCCUCCAUUGAUGGAAACUCUGUAUCCAGCUUUGUGUAUGGCGACUCCUGACUGGUUUUAUCAGGAGGGCAAGAACACAAACUGGACCAAAGAGGAGAACAAACUGUUUGAGAGUGCUUUGGCGAUAUACGGGGAGGAAACGCCGGAUAGGUGGCUAAAAGUGGCGGAGAUGACCGGAAAGACUGUCCAGGAUGUGCUUCAACAGUACAAGGAAUUGGAAGAUGAUGUGUGUGAGAUAGAAGCAGGGCGGUUUCCCACCCCGGGUUACUAUGGCUCAUCCUUUACAUUAGAGCUUGUUAACAGCCGGGAUUAUGAUGGGUUUAGAAAGAAACCGGCGGUGGCAAUGGCUAGGAACUCUGAUCAGGAGAGGAAGAAAGGAGUUCCAUGGACAGAAGAUGAGCACAGGAGAUUUCUGCUGGGGCUUCUGAAGUAUGGCAAAGGGGACUGGAGAAACAUUUCCAGGAAUUUUGUGGUGUCCAAGACUCCUACUCAGGUUGCCAGCCAUGCCCAGAAAUACUAUCAGAGGCAGCUUUCAGGAGGGAAGGACAAGAGGAGACCAAGCAUCCAUGACAUCACAACAGUCAAUCUCACAAACACUUGUUUUUCAGACAAUCAUAAAGGUCCAUCAUUGGAUCAAGUUAAUGCUCUUGUAUUGCAGCAGAAGCUGGCCAGCAUGACAAAAGUAGGCCAUGAUUGGAGCCACCUUAGUGAUGGAUCGGGCCUGGUUUUCAAUUCAAGUCAUGGGAACCGAUUUGUGUCGUCUCCUUACGACAUCAAACUUCAGGGGCAAAGUUUUCAUGGCAUUGCUUAUCAUGGAGCUCAUAUCAAACCCCAUAAUUCGGUGUUCUAAUCCAAUCAGUGGCGUAUCAAAUACACGAGAAAGCAUCUCUCUUGGGAGUACUAUUCAAAUAUUUCAAAGAAAGUUGAAUAGUGCUGUAGGAUUCCAAGUCAAGUACUCUUUUUUCAUGUUUUCUGUAAUGAAAUUGUUGCUUGAAUACCAUUCUGUAAUUGUACAGUUGAAAUAAUAGAGUAAAGUUUGGCCA
Molecule: messenger RNA, 1612 nt
Organism: Rubroshorea leprosula
Lineage: Eukaryota; Viridiplantae; Streptophyta; Magnoliopsida; Malvales; Dipterocarpaceae
Source: the annotation of a GenBank genome assembly